AGCCCAACGGCGGAGUAAAGCAAAAGCCAACUAGCCUAAAUCUAGCCCCUGGUCCAACUUUCUAUCGUAACGUUAAUGGACGAGCAAGCCUGAAUGAUCGUCAUCUACAGCACGUCACCGCUAUCAUCAGCGGUGGACACUCGGCACGCAUCGGCAAGUCUGUCUCACCGAAUCCCAUUCACGUUAAUAACGAGCCCGGUAUUGGGGAUACAAUAUCAUCAAAUACCAAUCACCAAUUAUCAACGAAUUUACACUCGGCAGGAGUAUUGCUCCCAGCUUGGGCUCUUUCUGCGGAACUUGAAAAUUUCUUGGAGCCUCCGCCCCCACCAGCUCCAUCAUCACACCCUACGAUACCGACCAGGACGAACUCUCUCGGCGAACAACAGUCACAGCAACAACAACAACAACAACAACAGCAACAGCAACAACAACAACAACAACAACAGCACAAUAAUCUGCAAUCAUCUACAAUCAGUCAGCAACUGUCCUCCCGUAGCCCGAGUCACAAUGGUCACGGAUUCCCCCUCUACACUCCACCAGCUCCAAUACCAGCAUCCGGGGCAAAUAAAAUUCGCUCUACUCCCAACGGAUUAUCACAACCAACAGCACCGCGACGUCCUCAUAGUAUUGCCGCUCCACCAUACCAUCUCGGAAUCACCUCUCUCCACCAAUCAUACGGUCAGCUCCCUUGUAGAACAACAUCGUCGGCAUUAUCAUCAUCAUCAACGUCAUCAUCAACAGCACCACCACCACCACCACCAUCAGCAUCAGCAACAUCAGGACCAACAGCAAAUCCAUCAGAUACAUCUUGGGCAACGAUCGGUUCAACAACAAAUUCAUCAUCAAACGGUUUAUCCGGGAUGGUACAACGGCGUGCCCAUUCGGUCGCCGGUACUCCAGUAUCUCUAUCCACCGGUUGCAACGACGACAAUGACGGUGGCGUCGGCAUCCCAAUACAACAGGAAUCAAGAAGCAACGGGUCAGCGCUCUGCAAUAAGAACGGCAUCACCGUGGUAUCCUCGAGUCGCAGCGUUGUACCACCCCAAUCUUUGUGGAACGGGCAACUUCAACAGCCCGUACCUAGGCGGCCACACAGCAUCGCCUCCACACCCGUUACAGGUUCAACAGGCACGCCUGUUUCAUCUUCAACAGUUACAUCAGCCGGCUUGUCCUCAGCCACUCGUAUACCAGGCGAGCCCAUACAAUGGGGUUCCUCAGGGAUGGUGUUGCACCAACCCAUACCUCGCAGGGCGUAUCCCUCGACCCUUCCACAUCCACAACCACCAACGCCCACGACACAAGGGCCCGGCUUGAGCGUUCUCGUUAAUCCUGGAAACUCAAACACUUGGACACCAGGCGCCGGACUUCGAGCAAGACCCCAUAGUAUAGCAUCCACUCCACAGGGUG
Messenger RNA from Polistes dominula (European paper wasp), 1407 nucleotides. Its product is annotated as probable serine/threonine-protein kinase DDB_G0280133. Lineage: Eukaryota; Metazoa; Arthropoda; Insecta; Hymenoptera; Vespidae. The record is from RefSeq and is a predicted model, not a curated record.